GGUGCCUCAUCUUUGCACACAGCAGAGUCUGGAUUCUCCCCAACACUGACAGCAGGACACAGCAGACUGCUGAGGUCUCCAUGAUGCUCAUUCCUGAUUCUUGGCCCCAGUCUCCUUCUCCUGGCCUACUACUGAUCCUCCUACUGGGAUUCACAGGAGCAGAGUUGCAGGUGAUCCAGCCUGACAGGGUGGUGUCUGUCGCCGCUGGAGAGACGGCCAUGCUGCGCUGCACUAUGACCUCCCUACGCCCUGUGGGGUCCAUCCAGUGGUUCAGGGGGAAAGGACCAAGACAGGAGUCGAUCUUCCAUUUCAAAGAACCCCACAACCCACGCGUCACACCAGUUUCAGAUCCCACACAGAGAGACAACAUGGACUUUUCCAUCCGCAUCAGGAAUGUCACCCCAGCAGACGCGGGCACCUACUACUGUGUGAAGUUCCAGAAGACAGCCACUGAGGGGUCCAAGGAGUUUAAGUCUGGACCAGGCACUGAGCUGUCUGUGAGUGGAACUGCUGCAGAUGAGCUGCAGGUGAUCCAGCCUGACAGGGUGGUGUCUGUGGCCGCUGGAGAGACGGCCAUGCUGCGCUGCACUAUGACCACCCUGCUCCCUGUUGGGCCCAUCCAGUGGUUCAGGGGGAAAGGACCAAGACAGGAGUCAAUCUUCCAUUUCAAAGAAGCCCACAACCCACGCGUCACACCAGUUUCAGAUUUAACACAGAGAGACAACAUGGACUUUUCCAUCCGCAUCAGGAAUGUCACCCCAGCAGACGCGGGCACCUACUACUGUGUGAAGUUCCGGAAGACAGCCACUGAGGGGGACAAGGAGUUUAAGUCUGGACCAGGCACUGAGCUGUCUGUGAGUGGAGCAGCUGUAGAUGGGGAACUGCAGGUGAUACAGCCAUACAGAUUAGUGUCUGUCGCCGCUGAAGAGAUGGUCACACUGCCCUGCACUGUGACCUCCCUGCGCCCUGUGGGACCCAUCCAGUGGUUCAGGGGGAAAGGACAAAGCAGAGAGUUGAUCUUCCAGUUCCAAGAGCCCUACCAUACACGCAUCACACCAGUUUCAGAUGACACACAGAGAGGCAACAUGGACUUUUCCAUCCGCAUCAGGAACGUCACCCAAGCAGACACGGGCACCUACUACUGCGUGAAGUUUGAGAAGACAGCCACUGAGGGAUACAAGGAGUUUAAAUCUGGACCAGGCACUGAGCUGUCUGUGAGUGGAGCCACCACAGAUGAGGAGCUGCAGGUGAUACAGCCAUACAGGGCUGUGUCUGUCGCCGCUGGAGAGACGGCCAUGCUGCGCUGCACUGUGACUGUCCUGCACCCUGUGGGGCCCGUCCAGUGGUUCAGGGGGAAAGGACCAAGCCAGGAGUUGAUCUCCAAUCUCAAAGAACCCCACACUCCACGUGUCACACCAGUUACAGGUGUCAUGUGGAGAUACAGCAUGGACUUUUCCAUCCACCUCAGGAACGUCACCCCAGCAGACGCGGGCACCUACUACUGUGUGAAGUUCCAGAGGACAGCCACUGAGAGGGACAAGGAGUUUAAGUCUGGACCAGGCACCAAGCUGUCUGUGAGUGCUAGACCUUCUCUUCCCGUGGUUUCUGGCCCUGCAGCCAGGGCCACACCUGGACAGACAGUGAGCUUCACCUGCAAGUCCCACGGCUUUUCCCCUCGGAACAUCACCCUGAAGUGGUUCAAAAAUGGGAAGCAGCUCUCUGACUUCCAGACCAGCCUGGACCCCAAGGGAGAGAGUGUCUCUUAUAACAUCUCCAGCACAGCCAAGGUGGUGCUGACCCCCAGGGACGUCCGCUCUCAGGUCAUCUGUGAGGUGGCCCACGUCACCUUGUCUGGGAGCCCUCUCCGUGGGACUGCCGACUUGUCUGACGCCAUCCAAGUGCCAGCCACUUUGACGGUCAGCCAGCAGCCCACGAUGGCAGGGAACCAGGUGAAAGUCACCUGCAUGGCUUCCAACUUCUACCCCUCAAGCCUGCAGCUGGCCUGGAUGGAGAAUGGAAACAUGUCGUUGACCAAAACUGGCUGUGCCCACACCGAGAACAAGGAUGGGACCUACAACCAGAUGAGCUGGCUGCUGGUGAAUGUCUCUGCACACAGGAAGAAGGUGGUGCUCACCUGCCAGGUGGCGCACGAGGGCCAGCCUGCCAUCACUGCCAACCUCAUCCUGGAGGCCUCUGCCCAGCAAAAGGAGCAGGGCGCAGAAACAACCCCUGAUACUAUGUGUUUUAAUCUUGCUGGACUCCUCAUACUUCUGUACCUCAGCUCCAAGGUGGUGUUGGCAGUUGGAGUCUCUGCCAUCUACAUCCACAGGAAAUAAAUGGUUGGGCUGCUUUUCUGCUCCUGAGCUGAAGCUGUGAUACCAGCUCUGAGGACUGACUCAGAACACUGCCU
Messenger RNA from Dipodomys spectabilis (banner-tailed kangaroo rat), 2410 nucleotides. Its product is annotated as signal-regulatory protein beta-1-like. The record is from RefSeq and is a predicted model, not a curated record. Lineage: Eukaryota; Metazoa; Chordata; Mammalia; Rodentia; Heteromyidae. Gene Ontology annotation, cellular component: plasma membrane. The transcript is spliced from 9 exons. Gene Ontology annotation, biological process: positive regulation of T cell activation; positive regulation of phagocytosis. Bases 81 to 2336 code for a protein of 751 amino acids.